CACAUUGUCUUCCCGCGGGAAAAAACAGAAAAAGGAAUUUCGUUUUUGGGUGAGAGAGAAUAAGAAGGGACCAUCUCCUUCACUUUCGUUCUCAAAAACACAGAGGAAGAGAAGAGAAAGAGAAGGAUCAAGAAAGCAACACACAGUAGUCAAUGUUUUGGUUUUGGGGGUUAAGGAAUUAUGGCUAUAGCAGUAUGCCAAUGGGUGAGCGAGAGAUCAUACACUUCGAGCAAGGAUGGGAGCUUAUGCAGAAGGCGAUCACAAAGCUGAAGAACAUUCUAGAAGGGUUGCCCGAGCUGCAGUUCAGCAGCGAGGACUACAUGAUGCUCUACACAACCAUCUAUAACAUGUGUACACAGAGUCCUCCUCAUGAUUAUUCCCAACAGAUCUACUAUAAGUACCGGGAAACAUUUGAAGAGUACAUAACUUCAAUGGUAUUACCAUCUUUAAAAGAGAAGCAUGAUGAAUUUAUGUUGAGAGAGCUUGUGAAAAGGUGGGCAAUCUACAAAGUUCUGGGGAGAUGGCUUUCUCAUUUCUUCAGUUAUCUUGAUCGAUAUUUUAUUGCUCGGAGGAACCUUCCGCACCUUAAUGAAGUUGGACUUACUUGCUUCCGUGAUCUGGUAUUCCAGGAGUUCAAUGGAAAAAUUAGGGAUGUUGUAAUUUCUCUGAUCGAUAAAGAACGUGAAGGAGAGCAGGUUGAUCCAGCUUUACUGAGGAAUGUUUUAGAUAUAUUUGUUGCAAUUGGAAUGGGGCAAAUGGAUCAGUAUGAAAAUGAUUUUGAGGCAGCGUUUCUUAAAGAUACUGUUGCUUACUAUUCUCAGAAAGCUUCCAGCUGGAUUCUAGAAGAUUCUUGUCCAGAUUAUAUGCUCAAAGCUGAGCAGUGCUUAAGACGAGAGAAAGAUGGGGUUUCUCUUUACUUGCAUUCUAGUACUGAGGCAAAGCUACUGGAGAAAGUUCAACAUGAGUUUUUGUCUGUAUAUGCGACCCAACUGCUUGAAAAAGAUGACUCCCAAUGCCAUGCAUUGGUUAGAGACGACAAGGUGGAAGAUUUGUCAAGAAUGUCCGGGCUUCUUUUUUAUUUAUCAAAAAAUAAAAAAAGGUUCAGGCUUCUUUUUAAAAUACCUCAAGGCAUAGAACCAGUUUCCAGCAUAUUUAAGCAGCAUGUCACUGCUGAAGUAACAGCCUUGGUCAAACAAGCAGAAGAUGCAGCAAGCAACAAGAAGAGAAGAAGGACUUGGUUGGUUUGCAGGAACAGAUUGUGUGCUCUUCAGGUUUUUGUCAGAAAAGUGAUUGAGCUGCAUGAAAAAUACCUAGCGUAUGUGAAUGAUUAUCACACUUUUAGUAAGGUGCUCAAGGAGGCUUUUGAGGUCUUCUGCAACAUGGGGGUUUCUGGAAGCUCAAGUGCAGAAUUGCUUGCUAACUUUUGUGAUAACAUUCUUAAAAAAGGCAGUAGUGGGAAACUGAGUGAUGAAGACAUUGAAGAAACACUUGAAAAGGUAGUAAAGUUGCUUGACUAUAUCAGCAAUAUGGACCUGUUCACCAAAUUCUAUAGGAAGAAGCUUGCCCGACGGCUUCUUUUUGACGAGAGUGCAAAUGAUGACCAUGAGAGGAGUAUUUUGACGAAGAUUAAGCAGAAAUUUGGUGGCCAGUUCACCUCAAAGAUGGAGAGAAUGUUUAGUUACCUUAAAAUUGUUCAGGAACUAAAUUUUAAUGUUAAUGAAGUUACCGACUUAACAUUGACCAGGGAAAACCAGACCACCUUUGAGGAGUAUCUGAGUAAUAAUUCACAUGCAAAUCCAGGGAUUGACUUGACUGUUACUGUUCUGACUACUGGCUUUUGGCCAAGUUACAAGUCUUUUGACCUCAACCUUCCACCAGAGUUGGUCAAGUGUGUCAAAGUUUUCCAGGAAUUCUAUCAAACAAAAACAAAGCACAGAAAACUUACGUGGAUAUACUCUUUGGGUACUUGUAAUAUCAGUGGGAAAUUUGAACCCAAAACUAUGGAACUGAUUGUGACCACUUCUCAGACUUCGGCCCUGUUGCUUUUCAAUUCCUCAGAUAGAUUGAGUUACUCAGACAUCAUGACAGAAUUAAACUUGACCGAUAAUGACAUUGUUAGACUUCUCCACUCCUUGUCAUGUGCGAAGUACAAGAUUCUGAACAAGGAGCCUAACACGAAAACAAUAUCUCCUACUGAUUACUUUGAGUUCAACUCAAUGUUUACUGACAAAAUGAGGAGAAUCAAGAUUCCUGUCCCUCCAGUGGAUGAGAAGAAGAAAGUAAUUGAAGAUGUUGACAAAGACAGACGGUAUGCCAUUGAUGCCUCGAUUGUGCGCAUCAUGAAGAGCCGUAAAGUUUUAGACCACCAGCAGCUGGUCAUGGAGUGUGUUGAGCAGUUGGGUCGCAUGUUCAAGCCCGAUUUGAAGGCAAUAAAGAAGCGCAUUGAUGAUCUGAUCACUCGAGAUUAUUUGGAAAGAGACAAGGACAACCCUAAUUUGUUCAGAUACUUGGCAUGAGGUGUCCUAGUUGAUUAUCACCAAAUGAAUUGGUGACUAUUAAUGCUGCAAAUAACAAAGAAAGAGGGGUCAGUUCAUGGUGGAGAGAGAGGGCAAAGGCUUGUAUAUAAAUGCCACUAAGUGAGUGCCUCUUUUUUUGUUGAUUGCUUAGAAGCUGUAAGUGUAGAAUGCUUGUAAAUUUCACCUUGAAAGCUAGGUAAUGGACAACUACUGUAGAUUGAGCACCCAGAUUGGAGAAAUUGUAAUUGAUUCUUUAAAGUGGUCCAGUGCACCAGUUGGAUCCCGCCCUGUAUCUUGGUGUUGUAAUUUUUUGUAACGUCCAUCUCAUGACUUAGUUUCUGCCUGCUUGUUAAUUGCUUAUCUCCACCACCCCCCCACGCGCGGGCAGAAAAUGAAAAGUGUAUCUUUAAUAUUACUCAUCAUUGCCUUUUUAUUGUCAAUCC
Quercus lobata is the source of this 2959-nucleotide messenger RNA. RefSeq names its product cullin-1-like. Lineage: Eukaryota; Viridiplantae; Streptophyta; Magnoliopsida; Fagales; Fagaceae. Gene Ontology annotation, molecular function: ubiquitin protein ligase binding. The record is from RefSeq and is a predicted model, not a curated record. The transcript has 20 exons. Gene Ontology annotation, biological process: ubiquitin-dependent protein catabolic process. The coding region runs from base 153 to 2516 and encodes 787 amino acids. Gene Ontology annotation, cellular component: cullin-RING ubiquitin ligase complex.